Molecule: messenger RNA, 654 nt
Organism: Neoarthrinium moseri
Lineage: Eukaryota; Fungi; Ascomycota; Sordariomycetes; Amphisphaeriales; Apiosporaceae
Exons: 2
Coding region: 1-654 (217 amino acids)
Source: RefSeq, a predicted model, not a curated record
AUGAGCUAUGAGCCCGUUGCGAUAAAUAUGACAACAGCUAGGUAUGAGAAACUGGCAAGGUUGCUUGAGAACUUCGUCGAAGGAGAAGCCCAUGACUGCAAGAUAUUCUACCAGACCCUGCUGCAAGCCACUCGAUACCUGCACGACAAGCACAUUCGACAAAUGAUUAGAGAUGCCGAGGAGGUCCACCACAGUUACCACGAGAAGCUGGAACUCCUGAGAGAGCGGAUCGAGCAGGUUGAAAGCGCCAAGCACAGCCUCGAGGAGUUCAUCACAGACGUACAGAUUUCCAAGUAUCAGGAUUCUUGUGAACAUAUAGCUGGCCUACAACAAAAGCUCAAGCACGCUUGGGCCCAAAUCGAACUGCACCAGCGACAGGUCAAAAUCUUGAAGGAAGAGCUACAUUUGGAGAAGCCUAGAGCUAAUCACUCUUUGGAGGAGAACAAGUUGCUGAAACAGGAUCUGAACCCCUACAAGCAAAAGUGCGAGACGCGAGAUACCUCGUACAAGAUUGAAACGAGGAGAGCCGAUAGGUUCUGGGACGAAUGCAUGCGUACAAGAAACCAGUCAGCAAGGCCUCGUUAUAUGGAGCGACAGCAAAGUGCACAAAAAGUAGAGUGUGCACAGGAGAGGAUCACGCGGCUCAGCAAUUGA